Molecule: messenger RNA, 779 nt
Organism: Zingiber officinale
Lineage: Eukaryota; Viridiplantae; Streptophyta; Magnoliopsida; Zingiberales; Zingiberaceae
Exons: 2
Coding region: 200-529 (109 amino acids)
Source: RefSeq, a predicted model, not a curated record
AACGAGUACUCUCUUUCUCUUUCACAAAAAACGAUCAAAUCAAAAAGCGAGUGAGGGUGAUCAGCACCCGACCGAGUUAAAACCCCGUGCCACGUCGCGAUGCAGCGAGCACUUGGCUCCUCCCCUUCUCGGCUGAAGCUCUCUGUCGAUUUGGCGGCUCGGUUUGCCCUCUUCCUUAGGCAGCCACCUUAGGCGUUAAAUGUUCGCUCUCCGUGGCAGCCAUCUCCAUCUGUUCGCCGUCGACGCCCCUCUCCUCGGUUCAUCUGUUCUCCGCCCUGCCCGCAGAAGCUCCCCGAUCCGUCGCAUUUGCAGCUUAUCCUCCUCCGCCUCCUUUUCUCCUCACUCGCGCUUGCGCAUCCCCAACGCUCCCCGUUCCACUGCCGCUCAAGACGGAACCUAUUUGCUAUUUGCUAUUUGCUAUUUGCUAUUUGGGUGCCGAGGUCGACCCCGCCCGAUUCCAGGUUCGUUCACAAGCUCACAGUCGAUCCCAGCGCCUACCACGGAGUGGAGUCCACCGUCGAGAGGAUGAUCUAGUUGAUGGGAUCCACAAGCAUACUUGGGUUAAGGAAAUGAAGUAAAAUAUCAAUUGCGGUUUCGGUUCCUCAUCCUCACCAAGUUUGUCUUGUCAACAUGUGAGCAUAGUGUUGUUAGGAAAUGAAGUAAUACAUGUGAACAUGGGACUUGCUAAUUCAUUUAAGUUUAAACAUUCUACGCAUUUGCAAUUUACAGAAAGAUUAGUUUGGAUUUCUUUUGACAUGUAUUUCGAGCCUGCUUUAAAC